Molecule: messenger RNA, 348 nt
Organism: Oppiella nova
Lineage: Eukaryota; Metazoa; Arthropoda; Arachnida; Sarcoptiformes; Oppiidae
Source: the annotation of a GenBank genome assembly
UGUAGCCAUGAUAUUUCUUUAUAAACGGACUUUCACCUUUCUCCAAUAAAUAGGUAAAGGUCCUUUUAUAGAGAAAAGUCUAAAAGUGUAAAAAGUGCGACAACUGAACAACUGAUGGAAAGAUGUCUUAAUAGAGCCGAAGUAGGGCUACAUUUGAGCAAAAGUGCCGCACAAUUAUUGGACGUCAAUAAAAUUUCACUGAAGUAUAGAUACGAGACGGAGGACCACACCAUCUCACCUCUCAUACAAAUCAAAUAUCGAUCGGAAUAUAACAUUCUUAUGGCUUUAUCCAACAUCCGAGCCUUCAUUUCUUGUGUCAACACCAGUCUAUUGCAGAGCUGGAGUUGA